AUGGUCAACUCCCGUGGCUCCGUCUGCUCUGACCAGGGCUGUGGCCAAGGCUGCUGCCAGGAGACCUGCUGCCGCCCCAGCUGCUGCCAGACCACCUGCUGCCGCCCCACCUGCUGUGGCUCCAGCUGCUGUGGCUCCAGCUGCUGUGGCUCCAGCUGCUGCAGGCCUACCUGCUGCACCACUAGCUGCUGCCGCCCCUCCUGCUGUGGCUCCUGCUGCUGCCGCCCCAGCUGCUGCAUUUCUAGCUGCUGCUGCCCCUCUUGCUGUGGCUCCAGCUGCUGCCGGCCCUGCUGCUGCCCCUGCUGCUGCCUCCGCCCAGUCUGUGGCCAGGUCUCCUGCCACACCAACUGCUAUCGCCCCACCUGUGUCAUCUCCACCUGCCCCCGCCCCAUGUGCUGUGCCAUCUGUGACUGCUGA
Messenger RNA from Pipistrellus nathusii (Nathusius's pipistrelle), 417 nucleotides. NCBI's taxonomy places the organism in Eukaryota, Metazoa, Chordata, Mammalia, Chiroptera, Vespertilionidae. The record is from the annotation of a GenBank genome assembly.